AUGAACACCCAUGUCGCCAGUUCGCUGCCAUACUGGAUAUCUGCCGUAGCUGAACAUAAACAGAAGAAAAACGAUUUCACACCACCGCUUGUCGUUGCAAUAAUAAGUGUAACACUGGGCUCGUUUCAAUUCGGUUAUCAUAUUGGUUGCGUUAAUGCUCCUGGCGCGAUUAUUACUGAUUGGAUCAUAACAUCGCACAAGGAACUAUUCAAUGUUACACUUGACAAGCCUACAGCAGACUUUACCUGGAGUAGUAUCGUGGCAGUUUUCGGAGUGGGUGGAGCGAUUGGCGGGUUGUUGUCAGGAUUUCUGGCUGACAGAUAUGGACGUCGUGGUGGCCUUCUAUAUACGAACGCCUUAGCGUUUUUGGCAGCUGUUCUGAUGGGCGGCACGAAGAUAAUCGGGAUCUACUGGACGUUGUUGCUUGGACGACUAUUCAUCGGAAUCUACGCCGGCUUGACCGUGAUUAUUCCAAUGUAUCUAACAGAAGUGCCACCAACAAAUCUUCGUGGCAUGAUCGCAUCACUUCAUCAGCUGCUUAUCACAAUAGGAAUUCUUGUUUCACAAAUAUUUGGCUUGCCGUAUAUUUUUGGUACACAGGAGAGAUGGCCUCUUAUUUUUGGAUUCACUGCAAUACCCGCUUUGUUGCAAGUGAUGACUCUGCCGACUAUUCCUGAAUCACCGAAAUUCACACUUUGUGUUAAAGUGGAUAUGAUGCGUGAAGAAGCGAACGCUGCAAAAGGCGCUUCAACUGAAGAAGAGCGGCUAUCACUUGCCGACAUGUUUCGUGGUAAUCUAAGAUGGCCAAUGACAAUCGCUAUGUUACUUAUGGUGUGCCAGCAGCUAUCAGGCAUCAAUGCAGUAAUGUUCUACUCAACGGUGAUCUUUAAACAAGCAGGACUAGGUGAACAAGGUGCUGUCUACGCUACAAUCGGUGUAGGAUUUGUUAAUGUACUGAUGACAAUCAUAUCCGUAUGGCUGGUUGAUCAUCCGAGUGCUGGACGCCGUACCCUACUUCUUUGGGGUAUGGCUGGUAUGUGGAUAUCGACAUUGCUAUUGGUAGUGUGUAUUUCGAUGAGUAUGAAAGGAGCUCUAUGGGCCAGUUAUGGUGCUAUUGUGUUCAUCAUGUUGUUCGUAAUCUCGUUCGCAGCAGGAGCAGGAUCGAUUCCAUGGUUUUUCGUAUCCGAAAUCUUCUUCUCUAAUGCGCGUGCUAAUGCGAAUUCAAUCGCAACCCUAACUAACUGGCUAUCAAACGUUGUAGUCGGACUGACGUUCCUUCCAAUCAAUAACAUCAUUCAUCAGUACUCAUUCCUUGUGUUCACUGUGUUGCUUACUUUAUUUAUUGUGUUCAUAUUUAAAUAUAUUCCUGAGACAAAAGGCAAAACAACGGAGCAGAUCACCGCCGAGCUUCUUAAGUGA
Angiostrongylus costaricensis is the source of this 1419-nucleotide messenger RNA. The record is from the annotation of a GenBank genome assembly. Lineage: Eukaryota; Metazoa; Nematoda; Chromadorea; Rhabditida; Metastrongylidae.